This is a messenger RNA of Fragaria vesca subsp. vesca, 1542 nucleotides long. RefSeq lists its product as uncharacterized. The coding region runs from base 1 to 1542 and encodes 513 amino acids. Lineage: Eukaryota; Viridiplantae; Streptophyta; Magnoliopsida; Rosales; Rosaceae. The transcript has 5 exons. The record is from RefSeq and is a predicted model, not a curated record. Gene Ontology annotation, molecular function: DNA binding; transposase activity. Gene Ontology annotation, biological process: DNA transposition.
AUGUCCAUGAAAGAACAAUAUGCUAGGGUGCAAGACUAUGCGCAUGAGUUGAAAAGGGUGGACCUAGCAACCACCGUCGAUAUUAAAUGUGAUUUCAACAACUCUGAAAAACUGCCUAUUUAUAAAAGAAUGUAUAUUUGCUUAGGAGCAUUGAAGAUGAGGUUUAAGAGUGGUUGCAAACCCAUUUUGGGACUAGAUGAUUGUCAUUUGAAGGGUGCAUUUGGUGGGCAGUUGUUGUGUGCAGUGGGGUUGGAUGCCAACAACACAACCUAUGUAGUGGCUUAUGCAAUGGUGGAGAUGGAGAGUAAGGAUAGUUGGAUGUGGUUUCUACGGUUGUUGGAGAAUGAUCUUGAUAUCACUAGAGAAGGAAAUGGAUUUACAUUCAUUUCCGAUAAGCAAAAUGGGUUGCUCCCUGCAUGUGAACAAGUCCUCCCUCUUGCUAAUCAUAGGUUUUGUGUGAGACACCUAUGGACCAACUUCAAUAAGUUGUUUCUUGGAAAAGAAAUGAAGGACCAACUUUGGGCAAUUGCUAAAUCAACAACAUUGGCUUAUUACUGGAACGAGAUGGUGGUGAUUAAGCAGAUGCAAGUAGAUGCAUAUGAUUGGUUAACUGAUCCAGAACAACCAACAAGGAACCCAAGACACUGGUGUAGAGCGCACUUUAACACAAUUCUCAAGUGUGAUAUGCUUUUGAACAACUUGUGUGAAAGCUUCAAUGCUUUCAUAUUACCAGCUAGGUCAAAUCCUGUCAUUUCUUGCUUUGAGGAUAUCAGGGUGAAGUUGAUGAAGAAGGUUGUUGUAAGGAAAGAGAAGAUGAGCAAAGUCAUCAAUCCUAUUUGCCCUAAGCCUAGGGAGAUCUUAGAGAAGAACAAGGUUAAAUCUGCAACCGAUUGUAUCCCUAAUGGUACUGGUAGCCCAAUGAUUGAAGUGAUAGUAUUGGAAGAGGGAGACUAUGUUGAUGCCUGCUGCCUGACCAAGACAUACAUGGACAUUUACUCCCACACAGUGAAACCUGUCAAUGGGAUGGACUUGUGGAUGCCUACAGAUGAACAAGCAAUCCUCCCACCUCAGUAUAAUAAACAACCUGGUAGGCCUAAGAAACAAAAAAUCAAAGGUGCGUAUGAGAAGGACACUGAAGGAGGCCUCAAGCUUGGAAGGGUUCAAAAAUCUCUGAGGUGUCGCAACUAUGGCACAUUGGGUCACAACAUCAAGACGUGUCAUAGGCAUCUUCCACCUAAAACACUAGCAACUCAUGGGAUUGGGACAAAGAAGAGAAAGCUAAACAGUGGAGACGCAUCAUCUACUAAGGAAAAGGGUACCAAACCACUACCAAAAACCAAGAACGAGCUUAGGGCAAAAGCGAAGUUGAGAAAAGUUGCAGCAAAGGACAAAAGAGAUGCAAAGAGGGCAGCAGCAAAGGCAACAAGUAGAGGUCCUCCAACAAGGGGUAGACCACCAAAAGCUGCUACCAGCAUUGUCAGAAAUGCUUCUAUAAAUACACAACCUUCUCAAGCUUCCUCAAGAUCAUUAAUGAGGAUCUGA